AUGUCAUGGCUCUCCUGGACGUCGCUGGUUCCCACCCUUCUUAUCCUCUCUGCCAGUCUCGCCUGGUGGUUCACCGAACCUAAGAACGCCCGCAUCAACCUAAUCGCUGCCGCCGGCGCUGCCCUCUUCUGCUGGGCCGUCGCACCGGAAUUGUGCCGCGAUCUCUCCUACUCCGCCUAUGCCCUGACCGUUGACGCCGUCGCUGCCCUCCGUCUCGAGCUUAUCGUCCUAAGGAAUGCAAAGAUGUUGGUGACGGGGGUUGCUGUUGUUUGGCUGGUUCGGAGAGCGUGGCAGACUUUGUGGAAGCCAGUCCCCGAGCUGAUCAACAUCCUCGGUGUCGAUGUCCCCGAUCCACCCGAUGUGUCGCUAGCCGAUAUCCGAGCCGACGCCGCCACGGUGAACUGGACUCGCGCUCCGGCGAACCGGUCCGUACAGAAGUUUUUGAUCCAGGUGAACGGAGUAGUUGUGGGAGAGGUUGCCACAAACCAGGAACCUGCCAUUGUCGUGAGCGGCCUGAAGCCAGAUCAUUUCUACAAUGUGCGCGUGAUUGCUGUCGGCUCCAACAACUUCCAAGCCGGUAGCCGGGUCAUCCGGCUAAGGACGUUUAGUCGCGAUGGACGGCCGCAGCUUGGGAAUUCGCGACUCCCGUCUAAUUUCAUCCCGGAGGAACCGCGGGGCUCUACAUCCAACGACGCCGGUGACGAUGCCGGAGGAUCUCGCAGCCCCUUCCCGGCGUUGGAGUUACCAACCGUUCAGGAACCUGCUGUCUCACCUGUUAUUAGAGACAUGAACUCUGGGGGUGGCCCAGGACCACGACGCAAUACGGUUACGCGGCGGCAUUCGCCAUCCACUACGAGCAUCGACCAGCCAAUACGGGAAGAAGCCAAUGGGGAUCCGAAACAACUUCUACCGGUGCUCACAGAAAAGUUUGAGAGCAUCCGGAAGGAAACGGAGGAUGUGUUGGGGUUAAUUGCGAGAGAAGAAGGCGAAAACAGGCUGCUAAUGGGGGAAUUGGAAACAGAGAAACGAGGGAAGAGGAAGGAACAGAAAAAGAAGGAGGAGCAGACCGAAAGGUUGAAGAAGGAUGUGCACGCAACCGACCGGGCAAUGCGUAACGCUAUGCAACGCAAAGCUCAGAAGGAGAAGGCUCUGAAGGAGAAGCAAAAUGAGCGGAGCAAGUUCCACGACAACAUUGCUAAGUGGGAAAAAGGUGUGGAAGAACUGCACAAGGAGCGAGAGAAGUUUGGCCAACAGGUGACGGAAUUGGAAGAAGACCGGGAUCAGAAGGUUGAGCAGGCUCGGGAGGAGAACAGCGAUUUACAGGCAGAGUGCUCACGCCUGGAGGCAGAAUUAAAGGAGAGGAGAGAUCAGGUCAAGGAAUUGGAAGAGGCUCGGAAGCAGCUUCCGGGCGGGGACGAGGAUGGCGAAUGGCGCGAGAAGAUCACCGAAGAGCGACGAGAGUGGUACAGGACCGGCACAGGUCGGGAACUGCAGGAGACUACGGCUAUUGAGGCCAAGCGUAGCCGGGCUUUGGACGAGCAAGUCCGCGCUCUCAGCGUUCAGGUGCAGCACAUUCCUCAGGCCAACUUCGGUGGUGUGUACAGCCAUCCCAAUGCCUCCGGCAUGGAGUUCGACCCCGCAGCGGUCACUCACUUGACCCAACGAAGCCGGGCAGGGAAUUCAAUCUCCAGUGUCUCGAUAUCGGGACCACUGGCACCGUUUCCUCAAAUCGACCAGGCGAUGGCGGCUCCUGCUGGCUUUGCCAGCUCGCGCUCUGCAAACGCGCCGCCCGGCUUUGCCCCGGGUCCGUUUAUGGACCACUCAGAUAUGAGUCGUCUGGAUGAGCUGGGCUUACGAACUGCCCCGCUCAGCCCAUCGGCCACCGCUCUUUUACCAUCUAACCUCAUGGCGGACAUCGAUGACGAUGACCCCAGCCCGGUUUCCAGGUUCGGGCCGGACCCCUAUUUCCCGACGCAACGGGCUUCCCCCGAAAACGACCCGCAGUCGCCCGCGUCGUCCGGAAGAUCGUUCAGCAUAUUUACAAGCCCGCACGGCUCGUCGAGCAAUCUUCCAUUUCCUCCUUUUCAGAACGAGGUUUCCGAUCGGAUGUCGCUCAAUGCCGGCCGCCACGGCUCCGUCUCCCGUCUCGACAGAACCCCCGCCGAACAAGCUGAGCGCUUUCUUUCCCUUUCCGCGGUCGAGGCCCGCCAAAGCCGCAGAGCCGGAAGGGCUGGGUGGCCUUCCGUUUGCUCGCAUCGUGCCCCGGGUGGCUUGUUCCCGGAGAGGGAUAAAGGCAGCCCGCGGCCCGAGAGCAUCGCGUCGGCCGAGCUCCCUCGGCCGUCCACCGAUUCCGGUUCGAUCUGGGGGCCACAGCCAGGCGACGCGGCGACAUUGGGGAAACCCAAUCGCCUGUGGUCGCCCGAUGCAUGGUCUAGGAACCCCUCCCGGCGUCCGUCUCUCCACGGUGGCUCACCGUCGGCGCUGAAGACGACGCUCGCAUCUGCGGACGAUGAAAUCCUCGGCGAGGAGAUGUUGCCCAAUGUCAACGAAGUGGGGGUAAUAGGCAGCCGCCCACCAACCCAUUCCAAGAUCCCCCGACUUAACCCCAAUGCGCCGGCGUUUAACAUUACGGCGUUCUUCAAGUCCAAACCCGACAAGGAGAAGGACAAGGAGAACAAGGAGAAGAGCAAGGCGGAGAAGAAGGACAAGUCCAAAGCGAAGGACCCGAAGGAGAAGUCCAAGAACAGUGAUGCGUCCGCGACACCCGAGGGGUCGCAGGUACCGACUUUUGAUCUGGAAUCUCCGCCGGAGUCGCGCAUGUCUCGCGAUGGGUUUUCGGUACACACACAAACGUCGGUUUCCGAAUCGCGGGACUCGCUCUCCCUGGACCAGCCCUUCUCCAACACGCCUUCAGAACCCACCAGCGCGGGGCUGUCGAGCAGCUUCAAGGACGAUAACGUGGUUCGCAAGCUGUUCCGAAAGGGCAGCUCGAGCAAGUUCAGCAUCGCCGGGCGGCUUGGCGGCAAGGAGUCGGGCCUGUUUAAGAAGGGUCCCAGCAGCACGGCCAGCGGCGGCGCCUCGGAGAAGGGGACCUCGAUAGAGCGAUCCAGCAUUGGCGAUUUUGAGGACAUUGCCGACGAGGCGCUGAACCCGGCCUUCUUCGGGCGCAGCUACGACAGCAUCACGAGCAGUCCUAGUUUGGCGCCGGCGGUGAGCGCCACCAAGGGCAAGGAGAGUAAGGCGCCCUCGCGCUGGCUGAGUAACUUUGGCAAGAAGGGUAAAAAGGAGAAAGAGAGCUUGGACUUGGACCGCUCGCAGUACUCGGAGCUGGACGGGCUCGCGGAGGAGGAGAGCCAAAAGUAA
Molecule: messenger RNA, 3363 nt
Organism: Chaetomium globosum CBS 148.51
Lineage: Eukaryota; Fungi; Ascomycota; Sordariomycetes; Sordariales; Chaetomiaceae
Exons: 4
Coding region: 1-3363 (1120 amino acids)
Molecular function (GO): protein binding
Source: RefSeq, a predicted model, not a curated record